This is a messenger RNA of Monodelphis domestica (gray short-tailed opossum), 5811 nucleotides long. The record is from RefSeq and is a predicted model, not a curated record. NCBI's taxonomy places the organism in Eukaryota, Metazoa, Chordata, Mammalia, Didelphimorphia, Didelphidae.
GAUCUUCGGCGCCUGCGCGAACCUCGCGGCCCCAGAACUAGUUUUGUUCCGGGAGCCUCUUGCGGGUGAGGGAGCUGCUGAGGUCUCCAGGGCCGGACGCGAUUCUGAGCCAGAGUGGAGGGAGUGCGCGGAGGAGAGCCUGGGACCCACAGAAGCCAGGAAGAGAGCGUGCGAGCGUGAACGCGCCGAGGGCAAGGCCACGGCCAUGGCCGGCAACAGCCUGUCGUACAAUGAUCAGCUCGCCGGCGGCGAGGCCCCCGAGCUCGGCCAGGAGGCCACCCCCGCCACGUCCCCCGCAGGCGCCUUCGGCCUCUUCAGCAGCGACUUGAAAAAAAAUGAAGAUCUGAAGCAAAUGUUGGAAAGCAACAAAGAUUCUGCCAAACUGGAUGCUAUGAAACGAAUAGUUGGGAUGAUUGCAAAGGGGAAAAAUGCCUCUGAACUGUUUCCUGCUGUUGUGAAGAAUGUGGCCAGUAAGAAUAUUGAGAUCAAAAAGCUGGUCUACGUUUACCUAGUACGAUAUGCAGAGGAACAACAGGAUCUGGCUCUCUUGUCCAUCAGCACUUUUCAACGAGCUCUAAAAGAUCCUAAUCAACUAAUUCGUGCAAGUGCUUUGAGAGUCCUUUCCAGUAUCCGGGUUCCAAUUAUUGUUCCUAUCAUGAUGCUUGCUAUUAAAGAAGCUUCUGCUGACUUAUCACCAUAUGUUAGAAAAAAUGCUGCCCAUGCUAUACAAAAAUUAUACAGCCUUGAUCCUGAGCAAAAAGAAAUGUUAAUUGAAGUAAUUGAAAAACUUCUGAAAGAUAAAAGCACACUGGUAGCUGGGAGUGUUGUGAUGGCUUUUGAAGAAGUGUGCCCAGAUAGAAUAGAUCUGAUUCACAGAAACUACCGCAAGCUGUGUAAUUUGCUUGUUGAUGUUGAAGAGUGGGGGCAGGUUGUCAUAAUCCACAUGCUAACUCGAUAUGCACGUACACAGUUUGUGAGUCCUUGGAAAGAGGAUGACAACCUAGAAGAGAACAGUGAAAAGAAUUUCUAUGAAUCAGAUGAUGAACAAAAAGAAAAGAUUGACAAAAUUAAGAAAUCAUAUGCUAUGGAUCCAGACCAUCGACUUCUUAUUAGAAAUACAAAACCUUUGCUACAAAGUAGGAAUGGUGCGGUGGUGAUGGCAGUUGCUCAACUUUAUUGGCACUUAUCACCGAAAUCUGAAGCUGGUAUUAUUUCAAAAUCUUUAGUACGUUUACUUCGUAGUAACAGGGAGGUGCAGUACAUUGUUCUACAAAAUAUAGCAACAAUGUCAAUUCAGAGAAAGGGCAUGUUUGAACCUUAUCUGAAGAGUUUUUAUGUUAGGUCAACUGAUCCAACAAUGAUCAAGACACUAAAGCUUGAAAUAUUGACAAAUUUGGCAAAUGAAGCAAACAUAUCUACACUCCUUCGAGAAUUUCAGACCUAUGUGAAAAGUCAAGAUAAGCAGUUUGCUGCAGCUACUAUCCAGGCUAUAGGCAGAUGUGCAACCAACAUCUCAGAAGUAACCGAUACAUGCCUUAAUGGUUUGGUUUGUUUGCUGUCCAACAGGGAUGAAAUAGUAGUUGCAGAAAGUGUGGUCGUCAUUAAGAAAUUACUACAAAUGCAGCCAGCACAGCAUGGUGAGAUUAUCAAGCAUAUGGCAAAGCUCUUGGACAGUAUUACUGUUCCUGUGGCUAGAGCAAGUAUUCUUUGGCUGAUAGGAGAGAAUUGUGAACGUGUUCCUAAAAUUGCUCCUGAUGUCUUGAGAAAGAUGGCUAAAAGCUUCACUGGUGAAGAUGAUCUUGUAAAACUACAGAUUUUAAAUCUAGGAGCCAAACUAUAUUUAACCAACUCAAAGCAGACAAAAUUGCUUACCCAGUACAUAUUAAACCUCGGCAAGUAUGAUCAAAACUACGACAUCAGAGACCGUACAAGAUUUAUUAGGCAGCUUAUCGUUCCGAACGAGAAGAGUGGAGCCUUAAGUAAAUAUGCCAAAAAAAUAUUUUUGGCACAAAAGCCUGCCCCCUUGCUUGAAUCGCCUUUCAAAGACAGGGAUCAUUUCCAGCUUGGGACCUUAUCCCAUACUCUGAACAUUAAAGCCUCUGGGUACCUGGAGUUAUCUAAUUGGCCAGAGGUGGCGCCUGACCCAUCAGUUCGAAAUGUAGAGGUGAUUGAGUCGGCAAAGGAAUGGACAUCAGUAUCUGGAAAAGCAAAGAAAGUGAAACCUGAUGAAAAGUUUUAUUCAGAGUCUGAAGAGGAUGCUUCUGAUGAUAGCAGUGACAGUGAGAGUGAGACUGGAAGUGAAAGUGAUGAUGAAGAAAAUGAAGAAGCUGGUAGUGAUGAGAGUAGUGAAUACUCUUCUGAUGAGAGUGACAGUGAAUCAGACAACAAAAAUCAAUUAGCCAAGUGCAAAUCUAAAACAACAGAAGAAAGUGAUCCUGAUGAGAAGACAAACUCCAAAUUGCAAUCAUCUGAUGCUUCUGAUUCUGAAUCUAGUUCAAUAGAGGAAAGUUCUUCAGACUCUGAAUCAGACACAGAAAGUGACUAUGAAUCCAAAAAAAUAAGUCAGAAAGAAGAGAAGAAAACUUGGCCAGAAAGAAAACCUAAUAAAAAAGAUGUUUCUCUUCUAGACCUAGAUGAUUUUAACCAAGUAUCCACACCAGUAGCAGUUCUCACACCAGCUAUUUCUCCAGGCUUAAUAGCUGACCUGGAGGGUUUAAACUUGUCAGCUUCUUCCUCUGUCAUCAAUGUCAGUACUCCAAUAUUUGUGCCAAUGAAGACUCAUGAGCUGCUUCAUCGAAUGAGUGGCAAAGGAUUGGCUGCCAGCUAUCACUUUCCAAGACAGCCUUGCAUUUUUUGUGAUAAAAUGGUCUCAGUUCAAGUGACAUUAAAUAAUACCACUGAUCAGAAGAUUGAGAAUAUCCACCUCUCUGAUCAGAAGCUGCCUUCAGGCAUGAGGAUGCAUAUGUUUAGCCCUAUAGAAUCUCUUGAGCCUGGGGGAUCCAUUACUGUUGCAAUGGGUAUUGACUUUUGUGAUUCCACUCAGACUGCCUGUUUCCAGCUGUGUACAAAGGACGAUUGCUUCAAUGUUAAUAUACAGCCACCUGUUGGAGAGCUUCUUUUACCUGUGGCCAUGUCAGAAAAAGAUUUUAGGAGAGAGCAAGGACCUUAAGGUUCUUUUCCCUUCAAAAUUUAUUUCUGGCUCCAAUAUGAAAACUCCUUCAUUGCCUUCUGGAAUAACUGUAUAAAAGAAAUGCUAUAUUUUAGAAUUUUAUCUUCACCAAUACAAUUAUAAAUAGCCACUUAGAUAUAAAAUAUUUUCGAAUACUUCAUGUCUGGAGUGCUUAUCUCAAAGUCAAACACAGCUGCUAAUUGGACUGAACUUUGCCUUUUAUGAAUAAUGGAAUACAGUUUGGGUAGCCUUAAGAACAUACUGAUUAUGUAGCAUGGCAAAAUCAUUAGACCUCUGAGUCAGGAGUCCUGACGCCCGACGUGUGACUCUGGGCAAGACUCAACUUCUCAGGCAGCUUUCUCCUAGACCACUUUCUAAGGCUCUGAGUUGUUCAACAGUUGCUGACUGGUCAAGGGAGUCUCCUCACUUGGAGUUGCAUAAAUGAAUGAAUCACACAUUUGGAUUUCUUCCUCCCGCCAAAAAAUAAAUUAUUAUAAAAUUCUACCUGUUUGGGACAUAUUUAAAUGCUACAGAAGUGGCUUUAAGCCUUUCUACGUGUUUCAGUGUCUUCUCUCUAGUAAACUGACAGCCUAAAAUCUCGUGGUGUCAAUGUUACCAAGUAUCAUCUGCCAGGUUUUCAGAAUGUGUGUGGUUUGGGGCAGAAUCGAACCAGAAUAGAACGUACAAAGUUAUGGUCCUCUUAUCAGAGGAAGGAAAGAAACACUUCUCUGUACUCCCCAGUGAAGUAAAGUCGAUAUUUGCCUUUUGUUUCUUUGCUUCUGGCGCGUCCUGGGGACGAUUCAAGGUUGUUGUAAAGAAAAGGACACGAGGGUAAUCCCAUGUCCAGUCAUAAAAUGUGUAGUCACGUGGGGGUCUGUAUUCAUUCCCAGGGUUUGUUUACUUUUUCUUUUCCCCUAUAUAACAAUCCAAUGCAUCUCCACAUUUGUUUUCUCAGAAGUUGAUCAUUGCCAUAGAAAAAAAUUAGCUGUGUGUGAUUUUUUUUCUUAUUGACAAAUCAAAUUGAUUCUUAUAUUUGCUGUUCUUACCCUUUGCUGGCUAAAGCCUGCCUCACUGCUUUACACCUGCCCAGCCAUCCAAGGUGAGUGACAUGAGUGCCUGAAUGAGGAUUUGCCACAGUUAUCUUGAAGCGUAUUCCUCUUUUGGAAAUCGUAGCUAACGUAUAAAUAAAGCAGCAGGUUAUUGUACACUCUUUUGGCCCUCCUCUAUUUUCCCUACUACUUGAUAUUUUGAUCGAAUCUUUUUUGUGCUUUGCAGUGACUGAGGAUUUGUUGUUUUGUUUUGGUUUGGGUUUUUUUAUAUUUUUCUCCUGACCGGCCAUACAAAACCAUGAGAGCAUGGAAGAGGUGCACUUGGAGAAUAGCUGUGGUUCUCUGUGGAGUUGUUGCCAAAAUUCCUUUUUCUUCUGCCAUUUUACUUCUAUGGUUGUUGAUUAUUUGUCUGAAUAAAUCUGGCAGCUGUUUGCUAUGUUUAAUAGAGCAGAAAGGCUACUCUGAAUAAAGCUAUUUGAAAAUUUGUUUAUAUGAAGUAUUUGUAAAUCCAUGAAGGUCUCUUGGCAUUUCUGUAUCGCUCUUUCUGUCUUCCUGAAUUCAUUCUUUGAUGCAGGACUUGAUGCUGGCAAAUUUACCACACAUUUAAAGAGCCUUUUCUAUAGCACCUUUCUAGUUAGAGAUUUCAGCUGUUUUACAACAGCCUUCGUAUUAGAAGUCUCAAUUCUCAACUUUACACAUGUAUUUGUUUGUUACACAAUUCUAGGAACAACUUAGCUUAUUUCAGAGAAGCAUUCCAAAUUUGACUCUUAAGUGAAAAUCUAAAAUAAAAAUACAUUUACUCAGAUUUCAUCAGUGCAGCAUUCUCUAAGGUAAAAUGCAAGUUUACCUUCUCUUCUUUAAAUGAAAGUAAUUUAUAUACUUAGUAGCUGUUUGGGAAAGUUUUUAAAAAAUAUUUUGUAACUGAAAACUUUAAAAUGUGUUACUUCUGAUUCAAGUAGGAAAAAAUAUAAAUUUUUAAAACCUAGGGAAUGUAUCGCUAUUUUUAUGCCUUUAAGAGACUAUUCCUUUAAUGUGACUCUAAAAAUCAGUUUUGUAAUGAAUUGAAAGGUUUAUGUAAGAUUAAUUGAAAAUAUUUCACAUGAACUGCCCAGUGCUAUAUGUAAGAAAACAAAAAAUUUUAUCAUCUUUUUCAAAUCAUUGUUUUGAAGUUUUAUGGAUGGGUGAUUGAAUAUGCCUGUUUUAGGAAUGUUUGUAUGGAAAUAUAAUACAAUGGGUAGGUGAUUUUGGUUUUUGGUUUUCUCAUCCAUUAUGAAGUUGACCAUACUAUCUAUGUUUCCAGUAUUCAAGCAGAGCAUAAUUCAUUCACUUACGGUGGAGUCUUGGGCAGGUACUACAUUCAUGUUCUAACUAUGACGUGGUAUACUACAUACUAUGGAUGAUUCAAAGAUCUUUUUAUUAGUAUAUGCAUGUGGGUGUGUAUAUCUGUCUACCUAUAGAUCCAUACAUCUAUAUGCCACACAUAUAUAUAUUUUUUUAAUGCCUUGAAACUAUCUCAGGCAUUUUGUCCUGUCACCAAUUCCCUGUUCACUUUCUCUACUUAAAAUAAAUUGGCACUGUAAAGCUUUAAAAAAA